Molecule: messenger RNA, 1974 nt
Organism: Angiostrongylus costaricensis
Lineage: Eukaryota; Metazoa; Nematoda; Chromadorea; Rhabditida; Metastrongylidae
Source: the annotation of a GenBank genome assembly
AGUCGCAUUCGAUCAUCUAGCUCGUCUUCAUCGUCUUCAUCCGGGGAUGAUCGUCGUAAGCGUCGAGAUCGUCACGAUCGUGAAAAACGUCGCGAUCAACGUAGUGAUAAACAGAGAGACAGAGAUCGUGCACGGGACAGCAGGUACUGGCGGGGAGAGGAACGAGGAAACCGCGAGAGGGAACGCGAUAGAGAAUGGAGCGAUAGACAUCGCGAAAAUAGACUUCAUCGGGCUGGAGGAUAUUCAUCACGUGUUCGAGAUGGAAAAGAAGAGCCAUCGUUGCCUUCAUUGAUGGGUUUGGACGUAACUACACCGCCGAAUCUAAAUCCUAUUUGUGAAAAACGUGAUAGGUCUAGAAGUCGUUCGAAAUCCCCUCAGAACGUCCAUUCAGCAUCAGGAAUGGAACGAAGGAAGCGGAAAAAGAAAGACUCUCGGUGGAAAAACGACCAAAAUUGGCGUUUCCGGAAAUCUGAAAAGGAGCGAAAGUCGAGGAAAACAAACGAAACUGAUGAUGCUGCGAGAGAAAUCGCUGAUGAGGAGGCGAUUGAUGGAACUCUUAGAGAAAUAGCAGAGUUCGUCCGUGUUGAGGCCAAUUGUGAUGACGACGGAAUCGAGUUUGACAUAGAAGAUGCUGUUCUCAAGGAUGCUGUGACAGAGGCAGAAGAUGAGAGGAGUGUUACAGAUACCGAUCCACCUCCUGAUGAUACGGCAAAUCCGUCUGCUGAGCGAAUGAGUGGGGCGGAGAAUGAGGAACCUGUGGAGCAUCCCUUGGAAUCCGAAGAUGUUGAAGUCACGAAAGAAGAUAUUAUUGAUAAGCCUCAAGUUGUUGUCGAAGACAAAGUAGAGGAAGUUGAGAAUAAAGUCUCUGCGCGAAGGAAGGAUAGGAAACACAAAAAGCAUAAGAAGCAUAAGAAGCAAAGGGAAGGCGAUGACGAUAUUAACGGCGAAUCAAAACACAGACAUAAGAGAAGAAAGGAGAAAAAAGAAAAAAGGAAGAAAGAGAAAAGGCAUCGACGUGACAAGAAUUAUGACACUGAUGAGCUUAGCAAACACGAGCAUGAUAAAGAGCCAAAUACUGUUCUCGAAGAAAGCGAAACAAAAUAUGUCCAUAGCAGAGAUGGCGCAAAAAACUACAGCGAAGAGCGCAGAGGAUCUGAUAAUGUUUCUCAGAGGAAAAGUGAUUGUUACGGAGUUUCCCGUGACAGUAGAAAACAUAAUGAAAAAGAUAAGUCGGAAUUGUGCAAAAGACAUGAAGAGAAACAAAGUGGGAGGAGUAGAAGAGAGCGAGACCGUAGUGUUGACAAGCGGUAUGGAGAUAAGGUUUACGGAAAAGACAAUAAGCAUAGAAAUAGGAGUCGUGAAAGGGAUAUGCGAAAAAGUAAGGAUCAUUCGAACAAAAGAAAGGAUAGCGAUAGCAACGUCGACAGAGAAUCCGAAAAUAGGCAACGAGGGGAUCGAAAAGGAGAGUUUGGGACUAAAGAGCACUUGGAAAAGCAUGAAAAGAAUGAUCGCUCAUCGGAUAGAAGCCGUAACGAAAGUCAAAGAAGCGUUGCCUUAAGUAGCUCAAAGGAGCGUGAAAUGGCGAAAACUGCAGAUGUGAAACCAUCACAAUUCAUCACAAAGGAAGCUGAAGCAGGAACCAGAGAUAUCGAAGCCUCCGACACUACGAAACAAAGAGUUCUCACUACCAUGGCGAAUGAUGAUGAGCCUUUGGUUAAGAAGCAGAAAGCAGAUGUCGCAACCGGAUCGUCUUCAUCAACACCUAUGAAACCAGUUCCGACGUCGACUGUAAAGUUUAAGGUAAAGGCACCUCCGGUUUUGAAACUAAGUGGCGUAGAUAAGGAGUCUACCGACAUCGAGGAGGAUAAAGCUAAAUUGCCUGUUGAUGACAACAGUGUUGGUGGUGAUCCAAGGAUGCGUGAAGCGUUUUCACCGCCGAAACUACAACGGAAGAAGAUCACUCUUAACCUUUAA